GAGGAGGGGCUGGCUACUGAGGAGACCCCACGGCCAUGGCUGCAGCCACUCGUGCCCGGGUCGCGCACUUGUUGAGGCAACUGCAGCGAGCAGCAUGCCAGUGCCCUACUCAUUCUCAUACUUACUCCCAAGCUCUUGGACUUGCACCUUCUGGGAAAACAACAGAUUAUGCCUUUGAGAUGGCCGUUUCAAAUAUUAGAUAUGGAGCAGGAGUUACAAAGGAAGUGGGAAUGGACCUACAAAAUAUGGGUGCUAAAAAUGUUUGUUUGAUGACAGACAAGAACCUCUCCCAGCUCCCUCCUGUACAAAUGGUUAUGGAUUCCCUAGUGAAGAAUGGCAUAAAUUUUAAGAUGUAUGAUAAUGUGAGAGUGGAACCAACUGAUAGAAGCUUCAUGGAAGCUAUUGAGUUUGCCAAAAAGGGAGUUUUUGAUGCCUACGUUGCUGUCGGUGGUGGCUCCACCAUGGACACCUGUAAAGCUGCUAAUCUGUAUGCAUCUAGCCCUCACUCUGAUUUCCUAGAUUAUGUCAAUGCCCCCAUUGGGAUGGGAAAGCCUGUGUCUGUGCCUCUUAAGCCUCUGAUUGCAGUCCCAACCACCUCAGGAACUGGGAGUGAAACUACAGGAGUUGCCAUCUUCGACUAUGAACACUUGAAAGUAAAAACUGGUAUUGCUUCCAGAGCCAUCAAACCCACGCUGGGACUGAUUGAUCCUUUGCACACUCUGCACAUGCCUGACCGGGUGGUCGCCAACAGUGGCUUCGAUGUGCUUUGCCAUGCCCUGGAGUCCUACACUGCCCUUCCCUACCACAUGCGGAGCCCCUGCCCUUCAAAUCCCAUCACCCGGCCAGCAUACCAGGGCAGCAACCCAGUCAGUGACAUUUGGGCUGUCCAUGCACUACGGAUCGUCGCUAAGUAUCUGAAGAGGGCUGUCAGAAAUCCUGAUGAUCUUGAAGCAAGGUCUAAUAUGCACUUGGCAAGUGCUUUUGCUGGCAUUGGCUUUGGAAAUGCUGGUGUUCAUCUGUGCCAUGGAAUGUCCUACCCAAUUUCAGGCUUAGUGAAGACAUACAAAGCAAAAGAUUAUAAUGUGGAUCACCCACUGGUGCCUCAUGGCCUUUCUGUGGUACUCACCUCCCCAGCAGUGUUCACUUUCACAGCACAGAUGUCUCCUGAACGGCACCUGGAAACGGCAGAAAUAUUGGGAGCUGACACCCGCACUGCCAGGAUCCCAGACGCUGGGCCUAUUUUGGCAGACACGCUCCGGAAAUUCUUAUUCGAUCUGGAUGUUGAUGAUGGCCUAGCUGCCAUUGGUUACUCCAAGGCUGAUAUCCCUGCAUUAGUGAAAGGAACCCUGCCCCAGGAAAGGGUCACCAAGCUUGCACCACGCCCUCAGUCAGAAGAGGACCUGUCUGCUCUGUUUGAAGCUUCAAUGAAACUGUAUUAAUUUUCAUUCUCACUGAAAGAAUUACCACUGGCCAUCACAGUCUUGACAACAGAAGCCAAGCUAGCCAGAACUUUGUCUUUUUAUUUCCACACAUGACAUACCUGUUACCAAUCUGAAUGUGAUAAUAAGUUUCUCCUGCAGAAGAUUCCCUAAUGCUCAAAGUCAAACUACUUCUGUAAACAGUGGAAGAAUGCCCACUAUGUUGGACCUUGGGCUAGACAUCAGCAUUCAUGUUCCUGCCCCAAACCACACAGAUUUCAACUGCUCUAUUUAUAAAAUGGGCAAAAGCUCAGUAUCUAUCAAAAACAUAAAUGCACAUAUCCCGUGCCCAGUAAUCCCUAGUCUAGAAAUUGAGCCUAUAGAAAUAUGAGCACAAGUGUGUUAAGGAAGAUGGCAAGGAUGUUUCUGGCAGCACUCUAAUAAAAAAUCCGAAAGAACCUAAAUAUUCAUUAAUAGUAUACAGAUAAAUAAAUCAGAGUAUAUUAAGUAAUGGAAUAUUAUAGUGCUAUCAAUAAGAAUGAGAUAAACAUAUUGGAAAUAUGCCCAUGAUAUACUGCUAAGUUGGAAAAAAGCAGAACAAUUAAAUAUUUGCAUGGUCUGAUUUUUACUUUUUAAUUAUACAUAAGUAUUUGUCUAUAUAUAGGAAGAAGAAUGAUACACAUCAAAAUAACAAAAGUUAUCACUAGAGAAAUAGAAUUUGGGGUACAGAAAAUUAAGAGAAAAUAUUCACCUUAUAUUUUAUACUUCCCCUUUUUAUUUUAUAAACAUCUGUAUUGUUUGGAUUUGUUAUAAGCACAUAUUUUCUCAUUUUAAAAGGACCAGAGAAAAGAGAGAAAUAUCAUUUUAUUGUUUUAGGUCAGAUUCAUCUUAAUUUAUGAAAAUACUAGUAACUAAUACUUACAGAUUAAAGCAGAUCCAAAGAGGUAAAAUAUGAGAGACUGAUCCUGUGGUAAAUAAACAAAUUGUUCUUUGGAGAAAAACACUAACACCCUACAUGGUAAUUCCCUCUUUGGAAAAAUGUUUUUGGUGCUCAGAAUAAAUUAAUUCAAAAGCAAGCAGUGUUGUAGUUAAUAGACUUCAGCCUUGCCAGUAGAAUCUAAGUAGCAUGAUCAUUUGCCUCUCUGUCAAUCCCAGCCUACAGAAACUUCUACGGCUCAUUUCGCCUCACAAAGGUAACCACACUGAUGUUUUUUGCCUGCUCAAGUCUUUGGCAGUCUGGAUCUCAGUGCCCUUGUGGAUUUAUUUGUGUUUUAAGCUGAAUUAAAGUUUUAAUCAAAUAAGUAAUGCUAUAUAUAAUUACAUCAGGAUUUUUAAAAAUGGAAAAGAAGUGCAUUACUGUGCCAUUCAGCCUGACCAGGCCCACUUUAUCUGUAUAAAAGUCUUUAUGUCCUUGAGAUCUUUUAAAUAACAUUGAAAUAAUGUUUCUAGAGUUUUCUCUAAUUAUAAACAUAAAAUACAUUUGGUACCCAAAACUGGUAAACACAAAAGAAAAUAUUUGUUAAUAUUGAACCAUCCAAAAGAUAGCCACUGUUAAAAAUUUGGUAGAUGUUUUUUAUUAUAUAUAUUAUAUGUGUGCAUAUAUUUUUGACUUAGAAAUGGUAUCAUUAAGAUAUAGUUUUAAUUCCUAUAGGACAUUCAAAUUUAUAUCAAGUGCUCUAAAGGCAAGCAUAGGACAGUGCCAACAGAAUUUCAGUUAUACCUUGCAGACCACAUCUAGCUAAAAUUCCCUCCAUUUCAAGAGUAUCAUGGAUUCUGAAAGCAGAAGCUGUGUGAAUGAGGCAGAAUACAGCUAAAUUCUCUGCCAAUCUGAAAUCCUUCAGGAAACUUUAGUAAAAGUUGUUAAUGUCUCAAAAUACAUUUGGCAGAGAAAAAACAUAUAUGUGUCUCCCCACCAACCCAACCCCCCCC
This is a messenger RNA of Panthera uncia (snow leopard), 3347 nucleotides long. RefSeq names its product alcohol dehydrogenase iron containing 1 (gene ADHFE1). Bases 36 to 1439 code for a protein of 467 amino acids. The transcript is spliced from 14 exons. NCBI's taxonomy places the organism in Eukaryota, Metazoa, Chordata, Mammalia, Carnivora, Felidae. Gene Ontology annotation, molecular function: alcohol dehydrogenase (NAD+) activity; metal ion binding. Gene Ontology annotation, cellular component: mitochondrion. The record is from RefSeq and is a predicted model, not a curated record.